GAUGAAUUCCUAGCCUUAAGCCUCAAAGGGACUAAAUUUUGGCUAUGUAGUGAUGAACAAAUCAAAUAUCGCCACAUGGCGGUAGUGUAAUCUUGAAUUUGUGGCAAGGAUUGAAAAUCCAAUCUUCAAAAAAAAAAACACAAUAUCAUAACUUGCUAUAAGUCUUCCCAUUUCAUUUGUCUCACAUUCCCUCAGGAAUUCUCAAGAGCUUUCAUAACAUAAUCCCCUUCACUUACUCUUUAGCGUUGUUUGGAUCUCUACCGUUGGAUUGAAAUGGCUACUGCUAUCUCAACCCUUGGAGCUGCCAACAAGGCACUUUUGAGCUUGAAUGGCUCAAAUGUAGGAGCAACAGUCCCAACAUCAGCAUUCAUGGGGUGCAGCUUAAAGAAGCACAACAAUGUGAGAUUCCCAAGCAGCUCCAGGGCUUCUUCCAUGACUAUCAAAGCUGCUGACUACGACGAGCAAAAGCAAACCAGCAAGGACAGAUGGGCUCAUUUGGCCACCGAUCAGUCUGACGAUCAGCUCGACAUUCGUCGUGGUAAGGGUGCUGUCGACUCGCUCUUCCAAGCACCGGCCGAUAUGGGUACUCAUGUUGUUGUUCAGUCUAGCUGGGAAUAUGAAAGUUCUGGACUUAAAAAGUACAACUUGGACAACAUGUUGGGUGAUUUCUACAUUGCUCCUGCUUUCAUGGACAAGCUUGUUGUUCACAUUACCAAGAACUUCUUGAACUUGCCCAACAUCAAGGUUCCACUUAUCUUGGGCAUUUGGGGAGGAAAAGGUCAAGGAAAAUCCUUCCAAUGUGAGCUUGUGUUUGCCAAGAUGGGAAUUAACCCAAUCAUGAUGAGUGCUGGAGAAUUAGAAAGUGGAAAUGCCGGAGAGCCUGCUAAAUUGAUUAGGCAAAGGUAUAGAGAGGCUGCAGACAUCAUUGCCAAGGGUAAAAUGUGUGCACUCUUCAUCAACGAUCUCGACGCUGGUGCUGGACGUCUUGGUGGAACCACCCAAUACACCGUUAACAACCAAAUGGUUAACGCCACCCUCAUGAACAUCGCUGACAACCCAACCAACGUCCAACUUCCGGGUAUGUACAACAAGCAAGAGAAUGCCCGUGUCCCCAUCAUUGUCACCGGUAACGAUUUCUCCACCUUGUACGCUCCCCUUAUUCGUGAUGGUCGUAUGGAGAAAUUCUACUGGGCUCCAACCCGUGAGGACCGUAUUGGUGUCUGCACCGGUAUCUUCAGGACUGACAACGUCCCUAAGGAGCACAUUGUCAAGCUUGUUGACUCUUUUCCUGGCCAAUCCAUUGACUUUUUCGGCGCCUUGAGGGCACGUGUAUACGACGAUGAAGUAAGAAAGUGGGUGUCCGGAGUAGGAAUUGAAGCAAUUGGAAAGAAGCUCGUCAACUCAAGGGAAGGACCACCAACCUUUGAGCAACCAAAGAUGACCAUUGAGAAGUUGAUGGAGUACGGAAACAUGUUGGUGCAAGAACAAGAGAAUGUGAAGAGAGUCCAACUUGCUGACAAGUACUUAAGCGAAGCUGCUCUUGGUGAUGCUAACAAAGAUGCCAUUGAAAGUGGAAGUUUCUUCGGUGGCCAAGCAGCUGCUCAACAAGGUAAAAUACCAGUUCCUGAAGGUUGUACUGACCCAAAUGCAGCAAAUUUCGACCCAACUGCAAGGAGUGAUGAUGGGAGCUGCACAUACACUUUCUAGGCUGUUUUUUGUUUCUAUUUGUUGUGUUGUUAAUUAGUUUAAUUAAUGAGAAAAGGGGAACAAUUUUAAGUUUGCCUUUAUGAAAUGGAAAGAUUAUAAUAAUAAUAAUUAUUAUUAUUCCAUCA
Messenger RNA from Amaranthus tricolor (Joseph's coat), 1832 nucleotides. RefSeq names its product ribulose bisphosphate carboxylase/oxygenase activase, chloroplastic. Gene Ontology annotation, molecular function: ribulose-1,5-bisphosphate carboxylase/oxygenase activator activity; ATP binding; ATP hydrolysis activity. NCBI's taxonomy places the organism in Eukaryota, Viridiplantae, Streptophyta, Magnoliopsida, Caryophyllales, Amaranthaceae. Bases 274 to 1707 code for a protein of 477 amino acids. The record is from RefSeq and is a predicted model, not a curated record. Gene Ontology annotation, cellular component: chloroplast stroma; thylakoid. The transcript has 7 exons.